Molecule: messenger RNA, 3255 nt
Organism: Orycteropus afer afer
Lineage: Eukaryota; Metazoa; Chordata; Mammalia; Tubulidentata; Orycteropodidae
Source: RefSeq, a predicted model, not a curated record
AUGGAUAUCAGGGAGGAAAAGCGAAAUUUCAGCAUGGCACUUCAGAUUAGCAAUUUCAAGACAGCUUUAAAGGGGUUUGAAAGAUUGGUUGAACGUACGACGGCCCAGAAAAGAGACGAAAGAUUAGGCUUGUUUACCCAAAAAGAAGAUGCAAUUGAUUAUGACAAGUUUUAUGGAGCAGUACAGGAACUUUUUGGUCCAGAAGUGAAGAAUCAAGACGUGAAAUGCUUUUACAGAAAACUUUGUAACAACCCUGAUGCAUCUGUGGACUGGUGUGAGAUCUUUGGAUACUCCUGCUCAGAUGAAGAUAAGCUUGCUUCCCAGAUGGAUGAAGAAAAUUUGGUUUUCCUUGUUUCUAGAAAACAACGAGUUGUAAUUUCAGGUAGUAGAAGACGGGAUGUGAUUAAGUCCAUUGUCAAGAUUCCUCAACUGGAUUUACUAAUAGCAGCAUCUCAAAAAGGACUGAUAACAGUCUUUAAUAGCCAGAUGAAAGUUCAGACCAGCACCAACGUUACAGAUACCUCCUGGAUUACUGGAUGUGACUAUCUCUCACAACUGAAACGUAUUGUUGCCACUACAGAAAGGACCAUUAUUGUCUGGGAUUAUAAAGCUCAAGGGAAUAGCCAGGAAAACUAUUUUAUUAUAAAGCCCAUGGAUCAUUGCCUCCUCUGUGUUUGUGUUGUGCCCCUGCCAGACCAGCUAUGCCGAGAUGACAUCCUCUUGGGAGAUGAUGGUGGCUUUGUGAACAGAUUCACAGUAAAUAGUGAUGACUUUGGACUAAAGCAGGCAAAAACCAAAAAAAAAUUACAAAAUCAGGUCUUAGACUCAAAGAACUUUAAAAAUGUUAAAAGGAAGCUACAUAAUGACUGGGUUAUGAAAAUUAGAUAUCUCCCAGCUCUAAAUUGCUUUGGAUCUUGCUCCUUAGAUAGUGUUCAUUCAUUAGUUUUGGAUUCCUUGAAGAGACUUGAGGAUAAUUUGCCUGUCAGAGAAUUUUCCAUGCCAAGAGGAGCAAACACUUUUUGUUACUGUAUAAAAGCAAAUGUGAUUGUUACUGGAGGAGAUGAUAAAGUGCUCCGGUUGUGGCAUCCCAAUAUAAGCACCAAGCCAGUGGGGAAACUUGUGGGACACAUGUUCAGUAUCACUGAGAUUGUAACAAAUGAAAAAGAUCAGCAUGUCAUUAGCCUAUCCUCUGCCAAGGUGUUCAGAGUGUGGGAUAUACAGACUCUUUCACUAAUACAAGUUUUCCAUGACAGCCAGGGGGGACCAGGGGACAUGCAGAUUUAUUCUAUGGUGUAUGAUUCCAAUCAUGGCAUGCUGAUUACAGGAUCUAGUGUUAUAGACUUGUAUCCUUUGACUCGAAUGAUUCAAGAUACAAAACAGAUUCCUCACACUCAUGAACGAGAAAUCAAUGUCAUGCUUUACAAUAAAACUUUUCGCCAAGUACUCACUAUCUGCUCAGAAUCUGUAAUUAAGGUAUGGGAACUAGAGACUGGUCUCCAGAUGUACCAGAUUUUAGACCCCCAUGGCUUCAAUGUUGAACUGACUGCUGCAUCUGUCGAUGAAAGUGGAUUUAUCUUUGCCACAGGAGCAUAUAAUGGAACAGUUAAAAUCUGGGACUUUGGCAGUGGGCAAGAGCUGAAAGUGUUGCCUGAAGGAAAAGACUGGAAAGAAGAAGAGCACUGGCUACAAGAAAUGGUUUUCCUAAAAUCUCAGGAAAAACACCAGUACUUGAUCCUUGCCUUGGAGCGCAAUGGGAAGAUCAAAAUGAUCCAGGGUAAGGAAGAUGAUAUUUGCCUUAUGGUGAUAUGGGAGCUACCUGAUGUUAUGCCUUUCCUACAAGAUGGGAAUCAUGUUAUACACCUGAGGACAUCUACUAGACCAAAGAGCACAAAUAUUCCUCUCCCAGAUGUUGAAUUGAUACUUGAGAAAAAAUUAUCUCGAUAUAAUCCUGCUAUCAGUGUAGAAGUGAACUGCAUUGAUUUAUUACAAUUGGAAGGGUAUAAUUUGAUAGCUGCUGGAACCUUAAAUGGUGUGAUCAUCUUAUGGAAUUUUGUAGCAUCUACUGUCACAGAAGUGUACCGACCUGAAGAUUGCUUCACUGUAGACCCUGACUUGGAUCCCAAACGUUUUAGAAUUAAUGACAUAUUAUUCCUCUUUCGUACCCCUGAAUGUGCAAGGAGAUCAAGUCAGGAUUCCGUAUGUUCUUCCUCCCAGUGUGAUUCUAGUAGGGGUCCACAGAGUAGCAAGGGAAGCAAACAAAGCAUACAUGAUACUGAAGUUAAAGGUGAGAGCACAGAUGGCACGGCGGGAGAGCAUCAGCUAGUGGACAAAAAACAAUCUAGAGGCUCCAGUUUAGCAGAAGCCCAACCACCUAUCCUUGUCACUGCACAUGAGGAUGGACACCUUCGAUUGUGGACUCUGGAGGGAAGACUACUGAAGGAUAUGCUACCUUUCACAAAACAUUCUGCCAUUUCUCUGACAUCACUGUUUACUGAUUCAUGUACGAGGAUACUAUUAGCUGGAAAUGUGGAAGGACACAUCAUCCUUUGCAGUAUUGGUUCUUUCCUGGAUCCACCUCAUGAUGAAAAGAAAUUCAAGCAGCUGCUUUCCUGGCGUGCUCAUGCUUUAGAAAUUGUUCAAGUAGUCUAUGUAGAAGAGAAACAAGUGGUGCUUACAGCCUCCAUCGAUGGCUCAGUAAGGCUCUGGCAAGCCCUCAAUGGUCAUUACUGUGGAUAUUUUGGACAACGAAGGAUCUUUGAAUUAUCACAUGCAAUUGAUUUCAUUUUACCUUGUGAUGUUAAUGAAUGUCCCAUAGAAAUAAAAGAAGAAAGUAAGUUCACAGAGAAGAAGCAAAAAUAUGAAUAUCCUCUGAUAUUUGACCAGAAAAGAUGGAGAAAAAUGAGCUCAAUGUCUUUGCUUUUCAAACGUACACCUCCCAAGGAAUUUGAAGUGGAUCAAGAUUUUAAGUUUUUCAAGUCUCUUUCCUCACCCAAGAUUCGAAGAUAUGCUUUGGAAGGUUUCAUGACUGAAAACAGAGAAGCAGGCAUUGUAUUUGGUUCUCUACCUAUAUAUAGGGUACCAAGCCCCACUACUCUAAGAUUCCUACCACUCAUUGGUUCAGAAGCACAAAGGGACUCUUUAGAUAUCCUUCCAGGAAAGAAGAAGGGAGAUAAGGGGAGGAGGAGAAGUUUGAAAAGAAAUUUAGUCCCACAAAUAAAUCUAGCUUCUUCCUUCUUCCCAUCUGUUUCCAAGUAA